AUGGAGGUAGGCGCCGGGGCCGCGCCGCACCCCGAUACCCUGCCUCGCUCCGGUGACAACUCCGGCGUGACCACCCUCGACCAGCUUCUCUCGCUCCGUUCAGGCGGAUCGGUGUCUACGGCCACCAGCGAAGUCGACCCGUCCGGGCACGUCGUCGUGGACGUGCAGCCAACGGCCGACGACAACGAUGAUGGCAGUACCACAGUUGAUGACUUGAUCUGCCGCCCGGCCGUCCACUUCCUGCUGGCCUUUGACGACCUGACGUACAACGUCAAGCGGCCGACGAGAUCAUUCAACCGGAGCCACCGGAUCCAGCGCGAGAGCCUCCGUGGCGCCGUCACGCUCAACGGCGACGCUCUCGACAGCCGCCUGCUCAGGGUCAUCUCGGCGUACGUCAUGCAGGACGACCUGCUGUACCCCAUGCUCACUGUCGCGGAGACCCUCAUGUACUCGGCCGAGUUUCGGCUCCCGCGCUCGCUCUCCACGUCCAAGAAGAGGAGCCGCGUCCAGGCGCUCAUCGACCAGCUCGGCCUGCGCGCCGCGGCCAACACCAUCAUCGGCGACGAGGGCCGGCGCGGCGUGUCCGGCGGGGAGCGCCGCCGCGUGUCCAUCGGCAUCGACAUCAUCCACGACCCCAUCAUCCUGUUCCUCGACGAGCCCACGUCCGGGCUCGACUCCACCAGCGCCUUCAUGGUGGUGAAGGUGCUGCAGGGCAUCGCGCAGAGCGGCAGCGUCGUGAUCAUGUCCAUCCACCAGCCGAGCUACCGCAUCCUCGGCCUCCUUGACCGUCUCCUGUUCCUCUCCCGCGGCAAGACGGUGUACUACGGCCCACCGGCUGCGCUACCUCCCUUCUUCUCGGAGUUCGGCCACCCGAUCCCCGAUGGCGAGAACCCGGCCGAGUUCGCGUUGGAUCACAUACGCGAGCUCGAGGGCACCCAGGCCGGGACCAACGACCUCGUGCAGUUCAACAAGUCAUGGCAAGAGAAGCCGCUGUCCCGUGCCGUCUCGUCGGCAAGCACGAGCCCGCUCGGCAAGCCGUCGCUGUCGCUUAAGGAGGCCAUCAGCCUGAGCAUCGCCCGCGGCAAGCUGGUGUCCGGUACCAGCGCCGCCAGCACGCAGACGGCGGCGACAGCCGAGGUGGCGACGUACGCGAACCCGUGGUGGGUGGAAGUGUGGGUGCUGACGCGGCGGGCGUUCACCAACACAUGGCGCACGCCGGAGCUGUUCGUGCUCCGGUUCGGCGCGGUGGUGGUGACGAGCUUCAUCCUGGCCACCAUCUUCUGGCGGCUGGACAACACGCCCAAGGGCGUGAACGAGCGGUUCGGCUUCUUCGCCAUCGCCAUGUCCACCAUGUUCUACACCAGCGCGGACGCGCUGCCGGUGUUCCUCAUCGAGCGGUACAUCUUCCUCCCGGAGACGGCGCACAACGCGUACCGCCGGUCCUCCUACACACUGUCCAACGCCAUCGUGGCCUUCCGGCCGCUGGUGAUCCUCUCGCUCGCCUUCACCGGCAUCACCUUCUUCGCGGUGGGGCUGGCGGGGGGCGCAGAGGGGUUCGUCUUCUUCGCGCUCAUCGUGCUGGCCUCCUUCUGGGCGGGGAGCGGCUUCGUGACGUUCCUCUCCGGCGUGGUGCCGCACGUGAUCAUCGGGUACACGGUGGUGGUGGCGGUGCUGGCCUACUUCCUGCUCUUCAGCGGCUUCUUCGUGACGCGCGACCGCAUCCCGGGCUACUGGAUAUGGUUCCACUACCUGUCGCUGAUCAAGUACCCGUACGAGGCGGUGAUGCAGAACGAGUUCGGCGCCGACCCCGGCAAGUGCUUCAUGCGAGGGGUGCAGAUGUUCGACGGGACGCCCAUGGGGAAGCUGCCGGUGGCGACCCAGGUGACGGUGCUCAACGCGAUGAGCAAGUCCAUGCGAAUCGACUUCAACAGCAGCUCCUGCAUCACCACGGGGACGGACAUACUGGCCAAGCAGGCCGUGGACCAGCUGGGCAAGUGGGGCUGCCUUUGGGCCACCCUCGCCUGGGGGUUCCUGUUCCGCAUCCUCUUCUACGUCACACUCCUGCUGGGGAGCAGGAACAAGCGGAGCUGA
Triticum aestivum (bread wheat) is the source of this 2091-nucleotide messenger RNA. RefSeq names its product ABC transporter G family member 5-like. NCBI's taxonomy places the organism in Eukaryota, Viridiplantae, Streptophyta, Magnoliopsida, Poales, Poaceae. Gene Ontology annotation, cellular component: membrane. Gene Ontology annotation, biological process: transmembrane transport. Gene Ontology annotation, molecular function: ATP binding; ABC-type transporter activity; ATP hydrolysis activity. The record is from RefSeq and is a predicted model, not a curated record. Bases 1 to 2091 code for a protein of 696 amino acids. The transcript has 2 exons.